Alligator sinensis (Chinese alligator) is the source of this 2286-nucleotide messenger RNA. Its product is annotated as Golgi integral membrane protein 4-like. The coding region runs from base 1 to 1836 and encodes 611 amino acids. The record is from RefSeq and is a predicted model, not a curated record. Lineage: Eukaryota; Metazoa; Chordata; Crocodylia; Alligatoridae. Gene Ontology annotation, cellular component: Golgi membrane; Golgi apparatus. The transcript is spliced from 14 exons.
AUGUGCUCCCGGCGGGAGAAGGGGCUGCUGCAGGCCGGCUUCUGCCUGGCGGCGCUGGCUUGCCUGGGCGCCGGGGCUUUCCUCUACGGCCACUUGCAGCAGAAGGUGCGCGGCGCCGAGGCGCUGGCUCUCAAGCACCGGCAGCAGCAGGAGGCUCUGUCCGCCCAGCUGCAAGUGGUGUACGAGCACAGAUCCCGACUAGAACGGUCCCUGCAGAAAGAGCGAGGGGAGCACAAGAAGACAAAAGAAGAUUUUUUAGUAUAUAAAUUAGAGGCUCAGGAAGCUCUCAACAAAGAGAAGCAAGAUUCGAUGAACAGAUACGGGGCCCUCAGCUCGCAGCACAAGAUCCUGAAGAACCAACAUGAAGAUGUCAAAAAGCAGCUGCUUGACUUGCAGCUGCAACACAACAGCUUGAAACUGGAGCAUCGCAAGACGCUGGAGACCCACAACCAGAAAUACUCUCAGCUGCAGCGCGAGAAGGAGAAUGAAGUCACAAACUUGCAGGAUACAGUCUUUAAACUCAGAGAAGAGAGCAAGCUGCUUCGCAAGGCCCACCAAGAAGUCCAUUCUCAGCUCCUGAAUGCACAGACCCAGAUGGAGGAGUUCAGGCAACUCAAGGAAGCGCUACAGAAGAUGCCCAGUUUUAAGGAAGUCGGAGCUGCAAAGGGGCAACAGUCGCUCCAGGCACUGAAAGAACAGCCCAUGGUGCCAGGCAACAGCCCGUUGCAGCUUGCGAGGCAGAAGGUUCUUGUAGCUAAUGGGGCUAAAGUAUCACUGAGCCCUUUGGAUCAGGACAAGCGCUCGGCUGGGAGCCCCAUGGGAGCACAAGCCUCUGGUAUCAGGAGCCAGGGCGAGGGGACUUUGCCCCAGAGCCAGACCUCGCACAAUGAUGGUCCUCGACCUCCAGGCAAUGUGCUCUUCACCCACCCAUCUCCGCUACGGGAGGCCAACCUACCUCCAGCCGCCAUGCCUGUCUGGCCACAGGGGCACAGGGCCGGCCACGUCAUCCGCUUCACACGCACGGUGAACAGCGUGCAGAACGGCAGCCCUGAUCAGAAGGUGGGGAUGGGCAGUGCGGGGAGAAAAAAUGAGAACCAACCUCCUGGUGGGGGAGCACCUGAUCCGAAACGCCCGUCCACGCCGGAGAAGGUGCAGACUCCCGAGGACCGCCCUUCAGCAGGGAACAAACACGUGCAAAUGCAAAGCUGGCAGGACAUCGUCAACAAAGUGAAUGCCCAAAUGGAUGAAGAACAAGUGCAUAAUUAUCCAAAGAGCCUUCACUUUGACACCCGGCCUGAGCAAGCGAUGCCGAAUGGCAACUUACCGCUGCCCAAUCAGAAGAGAGGGGCAGAGCCUCACAUAGCCAAUCAAGAGGCAGAAAAGGAAGGGACCGACGAUGAGGAACUCGAAAUGGAUGCUGGCAUGAUUGAAAGAGAAGAGAACUUGAACUCUCAGAAGGACACAGCUGCCCAGGAGCCAAUGUUGCCCGAUGAUGCUGCAGACCCAGCCCAGGAUCCCAACAACCAAGGGGAAGACGAAUUUGAGGAGGCUGAGCUGGAGAGACCGGACUUUGAGGAGAAGCCAGGGGCCUUGGACAAGUUCAAGGAGCACAACAGACCGGAGAAGGAGGGGACAAAGGAGAAGCCAGUGAAGGAAGCUGUUGUACCCGAGAAGGACAGGGAAGACCCCCUGGAUGAAUACCAAGAAGAUCAGGAGCAAGAAAUUGAAGACCAUGGAGGGGAGGUGGAUGAUAAUGAUGACCUGGAGCUGGUUCAGGAGCACAAGGACCAUACGGGGCUCCAAGGAGCUGGUGGCAAGAAGGACGAUUACUACUGAGUGCUGGCAGCCCCAGCAGAGAGCAAAAUGCUGUGGGAGCAAGGGACGGCUUCAUAGCUGGAAACCCCUGCGGUGACCUGGAUCCAGCAUUAACCCCUGCUGAGGAGGGGGAGAAACAGGAUGAGAUGAAGCUUGAGAAUGCACAUCCCUUUUGCGGGCAUGGAGCUGUCCACCCCCUGCCCAGCGGUGUAGAAAGGAGAAGCGCGGCUGGACUCGCGGUAUGGCUGAGCCCUGCUGCUUCUCUCUAAGAUGCUGGAUUUCUCCUUGGUUUUUCACACUCUUUUCUUAUUUUCCCCCUGUUUCGGAAGAAGAGUUUGUCUAUUUUUUACUGCCUGGGAUGCGGGAGGGCUGGAGUAUCCGCAGAUCUCCAAGACUCUGCCAGUGGCAUCCGCCUGAGCUGGAUUCUGAGACAUACUUGACUGAUCUGUAAUACAAAGCAGUUGGUCUUUC